Messenger RNA from Phytomonas sp. Hart1, 2061 nucleotides. The record is from the annotation of a GenBank genome assembly. NCBI's taxonomy places the organism in Eukaryota, Euglenozoa, Kinetoplastea, Trypanosomatida, Trypanosomatidae.
AUGCCAAUAGGAGUAAACGCAGAUUAUUCUCAAGCGAUUGGUAGUGCAGGUCUGCCAGUUCCUUCGGGAGCUGAUAUCUUAUGCACUGAUAUCGAUUUCAUUGACAAACGGCGGUUAGGUAGGACGCCACUAAGAAGCAUUGCACCUGAAUACCCACUCGACCGCACGAGAUCCACGUUUUUAUCGGAUAAUGAUAGCAAUGCGCAACAAACGGAAGGUGUAAUUACCUUAGUUAAGCAUCUUCAAACAAGGCUUCUACACAGUGAAAACAUGAAUAUCAUCAGCGGUGAUGAUGAAAAAGGAAUCACGCAUAGGAAGGAUCCUAUAUCAAGCACUGCUACCCCGGUUACCUCUGGUGGUGAAAGUAAUACUGAAUUCUUAGGUACUUCGUGCAGUUCAGUUGCAUACCCAGACCGUUUUUGUGUUAAAACCGUAAUAGUCGAAGGAGCUUACGCUAUUGAUAGUCCCGUUGUGCUGCCCCUGGAUACUGCCAGCUCCUCAUCUUUAUCUUCCAGCAAGACUUCGAUGGAGUCUAGGAGAAUUCCCAAGACUUAUAUUUCUUCCAUCGCAACCCUUGAUGACUACGUUGCCGUCGGUGACUGCGGCGGAAAUAUAAUUGUUAUGAAGCGAAGACCAAUAUUACUGACUCAACGCGAAGGUCUUGUUGAUAUCGCGCGAGAGGAGGAGGUAGAGGGGUUGGAUACAUUUUCCUCACCUAAACUUGGUGGUGCCAGAAAUGUUGUCAUGCCACCUCGGACCAAGGAUCCGUAUGAAUUUUAUGUGAAAAAGAAGAUCUACGAUUCCAUGAUAGACCCCCUUAGUAGCUUGGAGGUGACGCCAGAGGUUACGGCACUGGCUUUUCUUCCACAAAUCGGCCCCGCCGCGUACCUCCUGACGUCGAACGAGAGGAUUCCCAAGCUGUUUAAAGUAUUCCAGGUUCAGGAGUCCGCACCACGGUUUCGUGCCGUUGAUAGACUUGAUUCAAAUCCCAUUGCUCCUCUCAUGAGUGUUUCAUCUAAUCCCACGGUGAUAAUCAAGCCGGUCUCUCACUACGCCCCUGUACACGAAUAUACUAUCCAUUCUCUUCACCCCUUACCAGACAGUGAGCAGUUCAUCACAGCUGAUGAGCUGACGAUGCACCUGUGGUGCAUCGAACACCCGGACAUGUCCAUUGAGACCUUUGAUAUGCGUCCGUCCUGCGAGGAUAUGCCGCACGAGACGAUUCGUCGGGUGCGGCAUUUUCCCCACGAGCCUUUUUUACUUUUUGUCGCCACAUCGGCCGGGGUGGUGCGGGUUCUGGAUAUCCGCCAAUCGCUUAGGUGGUGCAAUCGGGCGUCUCAACUAUUCGUGAAUCCUCCGCGCCACGUCGAUGAUUCGUACAAAUAUAUAACCAACAGCAUUAGCGAUUGCUCCCUCAGCCCGUGCGGGCGCUACAUCGCAGGUAGGGACUUCAUGAGUGUAUGUUUGUGGGAUGUGCGUGCAGCGAGUUCAGCGAAUACUGCCGCUUCCAUUUCCCGACGUUUUUCCUCUGCAUUUAGGACGGAUGAUGAUAAUGGGUGCAGUGAUAACUUUAAGAUCGUGCGAAACUGGGAGCUUUAUCCUGGCUUGCAUCGAAACCUUGAGAUCAUGUACCAGUCCGAUUUUUUCCUCCAAAAACUUGAUAUUCAAUUUAUGAACCCAACUCAAGUGGGAACUGGAGGUUUGUGCCGUACUAUAUUCACGGUAGAUAUUAACCGGACUACUCCUGAUCCAGAUGAGGCUGAGCUUGGUCUCUCGGUAAGUAGCUCAGGUCUAAAAGCGUUGCAGCUGCCAGCAGAAGAAGCGCUCACAGAUUUGCCGAAAGCCAUCAUCCCCACGAAUGCAUUUGUGAAUUUCUCAUUUUUCUCUGGUGAAUAUAAAGGAGGCGAAACUAUUACCCCCUGUGACCGAAUAUCAACCGCACAUUUGGAUUUAGAAUCGCAGGUAACAUGCUUGUCUCGUCCUAUGAUUUCUCCUGGAAGGGUGUAUGGCAUGCUGGCAUGUUGUAGAGGACAAAUUAUACAUUUAAGUUACAGUUCAUAG